Messenger RNA from Verruconis gallopava, 1044 nucleotides. RefSeq lists its product as uncharacterized. Lineage: Eukaryota; Fungi; Ascomycota; Dothideomycetes; Venturiales; Sympoventuriaceae. The coding region runs from base 107 to 682 and encodes 191 amino acids. The transcript has a single exon. The record is from RefSeq and is a predicted model, not a curated record.
GAAAUGUUUCACUUUAGUGGCUUUAAAUCCAGAAAGAUUCGAGUGAUACAGGACAAAGAAUUGAGUUCGAUGAAAGUGAAAAUUGACUGAAAGAGCUCGACACGCGAUGAUGGCGUUCCGGUUACAUCAUUCCGUUAUUCUCGACUGUUCUAUCGAAACAGCCUGGAAUGUCCUUUCUUCAGCCUCAGGGUUGCCACGGCUUCAAGAGAUCCUGCCUAGCAUCUCCCAAUGCGUGCUCACGUCGGCGGGAGAGGCGGGAAACGCAACAAGGCCAACCGCCUCCACGGCCGUUCCAGCCAAGGACGAACUCGUCGAGAUCCUCUCGUCGCAAACCUUCCCGGCGGACGCCAACCUUCCGUGGCCGUCCAUCGACGGAAGCCCGGAGGCCGCGCAUUUCAGUUUCUACGAGAGCGGGACGACCUUCGUCGAGGGCGCGCAGAUGACGGCCGGCUCCGAACACGCCGUGUUCUUUCACUCCAGAGUGGCCCGAGCUGGCGUUGAGGAAUGGAAGCUGCGCGUUCUCGAAGCCGUCGACGAGAGCCGCGUGCGAGUGACGGAGACGGUGUGGGGCAAGGCACCGUUCUACAUCGUGUGGUACCUGUGGCUGAGCGGCCUGGCGACCAGAGUGCACAGGGAACACAUGGAGCUGUAUCACACCUUGAUGAGGGACGACGGACAGUGAGGUGGCACGAUGCACACACGAGACAUGUACCCAAGGCACCGGGACCGUCUGGUAUCAUUAGUUCGUAUCAGCGCAUUUGCUACGUAAAGAGGAACACCCGGGUAUGAGUUUUGCGUCACGCUAGCUAUGAAAAAGUUGGAAGAUUUCCCCAUGGUGUGUGGCCAAAUUGUCAAGAGGGGGCAUGGCAUGAUGUACAUCCUCCCCCAUCUAUGGGAGGGUCGCUAUGUACUUUACAGAAUCUGGUCGACACCCGCCGCAUUCCAGUUUUAUCGACGGGUCAAUGCAAAGUCAAGUGCAAAUAAUCGUGGAUCCGAAUGGUUAUGUAGAUUGCACCCCUAUUGUUCAAAGCAAAGAUCGUUUCC